AUGUCCCAGGACAAGACCGCCUUUUCUCUCGAGGAACUCUCGAGCACGCUGAACCCAGCUACUGCUGGGCAGCCAGGGCCUCCUGCAUUCAUGAUGCCCAUAAAUGGCCCAAACCAGCUUGGGAUCCCUGUUCCUGGUGGUGUGCCUUUCCCUGGACAGCAUCUGUUUUCCCUGGGGAACCAAGGAGCUUUUGAGCAGCCUGUGUAUUCACCAGGCCGUUCAGGACCCGGGCCUGCACCUUAUUUUCCAGUGGACUCAUCAGUCCCUCCUAGCCAGGGAUACCCAAAUGACCCUGGGGACAAUGCAGGUUACCCUUGUGAAGAUCCAUCAGUCUCACGUGAAAAUGAUGUCUUUGACUCUGCAUUUGAUGACAAGCGUGUAAGACAAGCCUUUAUCCGAAAGGUAUUCUUGGUGUUAACUGUUCAGCUGAUGGUAACCUUCUCCUUUGUGGCCGUGUUCACCUUUCUGGAAGACGCCAAGAAAUUUAUCCAGGCCCACAUUUGGACCUACUAUCUUUCCUAUGGCAUAUUCUUUGUGGUCCUUCUUGUGCUCAGCUGCUGUAAAAGCAUCCGACGACAAUUUCCAUGCAACGUGACUUUAUUAGCCGUCCUGACUCUGUGUAUGUCCUACAUGGUGGGGAUGAUUGCCAGCUUCUAUGACACCGAUAUAGUGAUCUUAGCUGUGGGCAUGACAGCUGCUGUGUGCUUUACUGUAGUCAUCUUCUCUCUGCAGACGAAAUAUGACUUCACUUCCUGCCGCGGUGUGCUUUUUUGUUGCCUCAUCAUCCUGAUUCUCUUCGGCAUCCUCUGCAUCUUCAUCCGUGACAGGAUCCUGCACAUCGUCUAUGCUGCACUGGGGGCAUUGCUCUUCACCUGUUUCUUGGCAGUGGAUACUCAGCUGCUGCUAGGCAACAAGGAGUUGUCUCUGAGUCCAGAGGAAUACAUCUUUGCUGCCCUAAACCUGUACACAGACAUCAUCAACAUCUUUCUGUAUAUUCUGGCUGCACUUGGAAGAUCACGGAAGAGCUGA
Molecule: messenger RNA, 1029 nt
Organism: Myripristis murdjan (pinecone soldierfish)
Lineage: Eukaryota; Metazoa; Chordata; Actinopteri; Holocentriformes; Holocentridae
Gene: grinab
Product: glutamate receptor, ionotropic, N-methyl D-aspartate-associated protein 1b (glutamate binding)
Exons: 6
Coding region: 1-1029 (342 amino acids)
Biological process (GO): negative regulation of apoptotic signaling pathway
Cellular component (GO): Golgi apparatus; membrane; endoplasmic reticulum
Source: RefSeq, a predicted model, not a curated record